CCAUCCCACCGCCGCCACUCUCUUCAUCGGAUUCCACACCGAACCAGCAGCAUCCCCUCCCGAUCCAAAAUUCCUCCCACUCUCGUUUUCCCCAACGAGCCAAUCACCACAACCCCGCCUGACCAACCCCUCGUCCCCGUACGCCGUCCUCGAUGCCCGAUCUGGACGCCUGAAGCUCCCGCGCGCUUCCCUGCCCGAGUCGCCAGGCCAGACUCCCUCGCCCUCCUCCCUUGCUCUCCCUUUCUUCCUCCAUUUCUCUCUCUCACUUCUCGAUCUCUCUCUGUUUUGAGCAGAGCACCCCGCCGUCAAGGACGCCAAGUCUCUCCCCGUGCUCGGCAUGUCUUGAGCCACCUGAAGUCUUCCUCCUCGUCCACGCUGCUCCAGCAAGCAGUACCAGGCCGCCGCCGCCCGCGCUCCGUCUGCCCCGCACCACGCUCCGUCGUUUCCCGCAGCAGACCCUCGUCCGCAUCGCCGGGACCGCUCCAAGGCCACCGUUGUCCUCUGCUCAGGAACGAGCUCCAUCCGCCGCAGCGCCCUACAUCGCUCGAAGCCGCCCCUGUGCUCCCGUCGAACCUGCAGCCGACACCUCGUUCUACAGCCAUGGCGCCGCCGGCCUCUCUCGCGCCGUUGUGCCUCCUCUUCAUCGAAUCAGAAGGGAACGGCAUGGCCGCUGUCAUAGUUCCGUCCGCAACCGGAUCUGGUGCCGCCGCACCUGCAGGUCGUCGCCUUGACAAGCUCCGCCGCCUGACCUCGGAACGGCCAGGUCCGGCCGGCCUCCGUCAGCUUCGCCGUGCGCCAAGUUUGUCGCCGUCGUCCGAAGCCUCGCUGCCGGCCUCUACUUCUUCUGAUUCGAGCGCGAGGAAGAGCAAUGCUUGCCCCUCGUUGACCCUCUGGUUCGACGACCGAGCCAACGCACGCGUCGAACUGCGUCCUGCCGCGUGGGCCGCUUCCAGCGCCCUCCUGGCCUCGUCCCGAUUCCAGGCCCAGCUCCCUGUCGGCCCUCCUCUGCGUUGCCAACCGGGCCGAAGCCCAUGGGUGUGCUUCUUCGGGUUGGUUCCGAUAACGUCGCGUUUGUGAGGAUCUGUUCGACAACGUCCG
Triticum urartu is the source of this 1098-nucleotide messenger RNA. Lineage: Eukaryota; Viridiplantae; Streptophyta; Magnoliopsida; Poales; Poaceae. The record is from RefSeq and is a predicted model, not a curated record.